AUGGCUGACCAGGCCGGACCAUCCUCUGCCCCCUCUAGUCGCCCCAUGCACUACGCGACGUUCAUAUUCGACCCCUCACUCACCCGGAGUCGGUACGCCCAGCUGAUCCACCCCGAGGGGCCGGUCCAUGGGUUCAUUCGGCGCCUUGUUGAGAAGCACCAGAAUGACGGGCAGCUCCGAUUAGAAGCGAUCAUCCCCCCACGCCCAAGCUACUCAGCUGGUAGUUCAAAACGCAACUCGGGUCGGAAAGGACAAACGGGGUUCCACGAAUUUCGUCCCUUCUUCUCGGUCCUUCCUGGGAUCAAGAGCCAGUUCAACGAGGCUGAGAUACCUGGCGAUGGAGCCAAGGCCGUCUGGCCUGGAUUUAGGGGUGAGGCGGGACCCGGAAAGGGAGGAAGUGGGAUAGGGAGGAAGAGGAAGCGGGCGAGGAGGGAGGAGGUGGGAUUGUUGGAAGGGGUGAUUACUGGACUGGAGGGCAUGGACAAGGCGGCCCAAGCUAGACAUACGGCCCACCCUCCGCCAGCAUUCAGCUCGCUCUGUCCCGCUGAGGCCAGACCCUUGUUAACAGCACUGUACACACCACCGCCAACACCACCGUACCACUCAGAAGCAUCAUCGGUGACGCCGUCCAGGUAUAUCUUCCUCUUCGCCAAUGGCCAGACUGCCGUACAGGGUACGCCCUCGACGCAAGAUGUAGAGGGAAAGGACGGGGAGUGGAAACCUGUCUCGUCGAGCUGUUGUCGGGAGGCAGAGUGGGAUGCGAUGGGCUGGGAAGAGGUCGGUAGGCGAUGUGGGGAGAUGGGAGCGAAGGUGUCGUUGAUCAUUCUGGGAAGUCCCGAGGGGGACACAGAAGUACCGGCAGCAAAGCGUCUCAAGGCGUUCAUUCAAUCUGCCUCUCCCGGUCCUACUACUCCACCAUGGUUCACCCUCCCUCCUGGGUCAUUCGCGCACCUCGCCCCGCUCGCCGCCGGCUCCUCCACCACCCUCGCUGCUGCUCCUCCACCCACGCGGCCCUCUCCCAACCCCAACUCCACAGGCUUCAGCCCGCUCGUCUCCCUCGACACCAACUCUCCAUCGACCGCACCGCCCCUCCCGCCCGCCCAGGCCAUGGCGAUGCGUUUCCUCGCCCAGCGGGCCAACGGCGCGAAUGGCGGUCCAGGCCAGCUGCCGGGUGGAUUGUCCAACCCGGCCGUCUCGGCGGCAUUGGCCAACUUCAUGACGGCCGCGCGGAAUGGGAAUGUGGAUCCGAACGAUCCGCAGAUGGCGCACUUUAGGCAAAUGAUUCUGAUGCAGCAGCAACAGCAGCUGCAGGGGCAGGUGAAGGACGGGAAGGGUCAGGAUGGGCAAGCAUCUGCGGCGGUGCAAGGGCAAGGGCAAGGGCAAGGAGCGGCGACGGGGUCGCAAAUCCAGCAGCAGGCGCAGACUUCUACGCAGACUCAAAGCCAGGGGACUGAAACGGGAACGGGUGCAAGUACCGGCCAGGGACAGUCGGCAGGAGGACAAGGCGGGAAGGGUAAAGUGUGGAGUGGAGAGAUCGUGUGGCCUACCCAAGGCGCGACUGAACUCCGGAUCGUGUCCUCUAUGCAGGCAGACAUCAACUUUCUCCAGACUUUCGUACGCGAGCACAAGGUCCCGGUGCUUCAGUUUGAUCUGGAUAAUACCAAGCCGAUCGAGCCGAUGGAUACCAAGCGAUUCGAGACGCUCAUCACUGGGUUGAACUCCAAGGGAACUGUGGGGAUUGUCAAUAUUGGCGGAGACGACCGGGGUUUGAUGCUCUGUACGGCGCCUGGUCAGACGGGACAGAUACCUCGAUUGCUUGGUGUACUGUGUAUGUCCGUACCUAUCCCUCGAUCUCCCAAUCGGCAACAAGCGGCCGAUCAGUCCCAGUCGCAAGCACAGACUCAAGCAUCCAGUCAGGCCUCGUCGACACCCCUAAUCCCCUCUGUACCCCCAAGGUCGAUCCAGGCCGAGGCGCUCGCUCAGGCGCAGUCGCAGGUUCAGGCAAAGGCGGCACUCAACCUUCCGGCGCCAUAUAUUGCCCAACAGCAGCAGCAGCAGCAGCAGCAGCAGCAAUAUCAGCCACCUCCUCCACCCCAGCAACAACAACAGCAGCCGCAGCAGCAACAAGCGCAACCUUCUACGAAUACGACCUCCGCCCAGCCCAACUCCCAAUUCUCCUUGGGACAGCUCAAGAUGCUUCUUGAUCAGGCUGCCAGGGUAGGGAUUGAUCUGCCGCCCGAUCUGGAUCCGACGCGCUUUACGCAGGAUCAGCUUAAGGGCUUGGUACAGAGUAUUAGGGUGAAGAAUAUGCAGCGGCAGCAGGCGCAGCAGCAAUUGCAGGCGCAAGGACAAGGGCAGGGGCAAGGGCAGGUGCAGGGGCAGCCGGGUCAGGGAUCAGGGGAUGGGUCUAUGGGAGGAGCAGGUCAGGCGGCAGGGAUGGAUCCGAGGCUGUUGGCCUCGUCGGGAGGGGUGGAUCCGCGGCUUAUGAGCGGAGGUGGGGGAAGCGCAAAUGGGAAUGGGAAUCAGCUGGGUCUGCAGCAGAUGCAGAUGCAGGUUCAGGCGGGUAUGGGGCAGCAGGGUGGGGACGGGGAGGGGUAUAAUCAGCAAGGGAUGGGAUAUAUGGCGGGGCAGCAGUAUCAGGGUGGACAGGGAUGA
Dioszegia hungarica is the source of this 2655-nucleotide messenger RNA. RefSeq lists its product as uncharacterized. The record is from RefSeq and is a predicted model, not a curated record. Lineage: Eukaryota; Fungi; Basidiomycota; Tremellomycetes; Tremellales; Bulleribasidiaceae. Bases 1 to 2655 code for a protein of 884 amino acids. The transcript is spliced from 7 exons.